Messenger RNA from Paramecium primaurelia, 983 nucleotides. The record is from the annotation of a GenBank genome assembly. NCBI's taxonomy places the organism in Eukaryota, Ciliophora, Oligohymenophorea, Peniculida, Parameciidae.
AUGAAUUCUUUAUUUACUAUUCUUAAAGACAUACAAAUUAAUGUGCCUUAAUCAUAAUUAUAACAUUCUUUUGUUUUAUGUGGUUAAACUCAAGUUGGAAAAUCAACAAUUGUAUAUUUUUUAUUUAAAUUUAGGUUUCUAAAUUAACAUCAUAAUAAAUAUAAGAUUAAGCAGGUUUGAUAUAUACAUAAUAAAAAACAAAUAUUAUAGGUUAUUAAGCAGUCCUUCAAUAUUUUGAGAUUUCUGGAUAAGCAUUUAAAUAAUUAUUAACUUUACCAUUAAAUAAACAAUCAUAUUAAUAGUACAGUUAUAUUUUAGUAAUUGAUUUAUCAGAUAAUCCUCAUGAAAUUCUAAAUACAUGUAAUUCAGAAAUUAGAUAUAUAAAGGAGGAAACAGAAAAGAAAUUAUAAUAAUCAAUAGAUGUUGAUACUUUUAAACAAUUGGAAUUAAAUAUUUAUGAUAAGAUUAUGAUGCAUCAUGAUAAAAAUAGAAUAAUUCCUUCAUAUGUUCCUAUUAUAAUUGUAGGAUGGAAAUAUGAUUUAUUUUCUAAAAAUUUGGAUUAAGAAUCUAGAAAAUGGAUAACAAGAGGAUUAAGAUAUUUAGCACAUACAAAUAAUUGUUCACUUGUAUUUGGAAGCAAUUAAGAUUAUUAAUUAGUAAGAUAAACUUUAUAAUAUCAUGUAAAACCAUCAGCUUCUAUAUAUCAACAUGAUCAUUUAAAAUAAUUAUGUAUCACUCAAUUAUCUGAUUCAAUUGAAAAUAUUAAUUUACCUCCUUCUGGAAGUAACCCUUUAGAUGGAUUUAACAAAAUUAUUAAAGAUUAAAUUGUUGCUGUAGUAAAUAAUUAAAAAAAGAAAAAAUAAUCGAAAAUAACAGAAGAAGAUUGGAAUAAUUAUAAAGAAGAAAAAAUUGAUAGACUUAUAAAACAAUAUGAAUUUUAAUAAAAAUAAACAACAAAGCAGGAAGAAUCAGUAUUAAUUUGA